This is a messenger RNA of Colletotrichum spaethianum, 1035 nucleotides long. Its product is annotated as putative metabolite transport protein YwtG. The record is from RefSeq and is a predicted model, not a curated record. The transcript is spliced from 6 exons. Gene Ontology annotation, biological process: transmembrane transport; carbohydrate transport. Lineage: Eukaryota; Fungi; Ascomycota; Sordariomycetes; Glomerellales; Glomerellaceae. Gene Ontology annotation, molecular function: carbohydrate:proton symporter activity. The coding region runs from base 1 to 1035 and encodes 344 amino acids. Gene Ontology annotation, cellular component: membrane.
AUGGAAUUAAACAAAUCGAGCUGGCUCAACAAGCCAUUCCUGACAUCAAUCCUGCUUGGCACAGGAGGGUUUCUGUACGGAUAUGACUCCGGAAUCGUCACUCCCAGUCUGGCACUCAAGUCAUUUCUGCUGUACUUUGGUAACCCCAAUGCUCCCUUGAGAGGGGCUAUUGUGUCUGUUUACCAGGCUGGAGCAUGGCUCGGUAGUGCCUCCGUCGGCAUCACCAGCGAUAGACUCGGUCGGAGGAAGGCCAUUGCUUUCGGAUGCAUAUGGGGUGUUAUUGGUGGAGCUUUGAUGGCUGGUGCUGCCCAUGUCGCUAUGCUGGUUGCUUGGGGUUUCUUCGUCGCCCUAUGGACUGGAGUAGGCGAGGGAAAAUGGCACAAUCAAAACCAAUGGCGGCUUGGUUUCGCCAUACAAAGUCUCCCUGCUCUCAUUUUAGGCGUCAGCGUUCUCUUUAUCAGCGAGUCACCGAGAUGGCUGUGUCUCAAGGGCCGUCAUGAAGAGGCUGAGAAAGCGUUCCGCAACUAUCACUAUAACGGAUCCAACGACGACUGGUGUCGCAACGAGUUCACCGCCAUCCAAAUCAAUAUCGCAGAGGAGCUGCAAGCUCAAGGCCAACUCUCAUGGGGCGACCUGUUCAAGACUCCAGCUUUCCGCAAAAGACUCUUUGUUGGAGCUUUUGUAUGGAGUGCAGCAAUGUUAUCAGGCAUAUCGUUUGUGCAAUAUUACCAGACAGCUAUCUACGCCACGCUGCAGUUCAACCAAGACCAGCAACUCCUGGCAGCCCAGCGUGGUCUGAUUGCAUGCAUAUUUGCUGUAUCGGCCAAUUACUCUGCUCUCCUGGGCCCCAUGACGUGGAUCAUUCCGCCAGAAGUUUUCACCACAGAACUACGAGCAAAGGCGAAUGCCAUCGUCCAGGUGAUCCAUUACUCAAUCAGCUUGGUCAUAACGCAGUGCUCUCCCAUUGCGCUUGCUGCUGUUGGCUGGAAGUACUACGUAGGCAACCGCGAUGCGAUUCUGAGAAACCCACUUUAA